CCACUUUUGAAACCCGUCGAAAAAAAAUCAGAAAAUUUGCCUUCAUUCCCUGUUGGCGUUAGCUCAGAAAGAGGUAAGCAAGGAAAGGGAAGGCAGGAAAGAAAGAAGGGGGGAAAAUGGUGAAGGUUCGGAUGAACACGGCCGAUGUGGCCGCAGAGGUUAAGUGCUUGCGACGUUUAAUCGGGAUGCGAUGCGCUAACGUAUACGAUCUCUCUCCAAAGACAUAUAUGUUCAAGCUUAUGAACAGUAGUGGAGUAACUGAUUCAGGCGAGAGUGAAAAAGUUUUGUUGUUAAUGGAAAGUGGUGUCAGGUUGCAUACAACUGAUUAUGUUCGGGACAAGAGUACAACUCCUUCUGGGUUUACUCUGAAAUUAAGGAAGCACAUACGCACAAGAAGACUUGAAGAUGUGCGGCAACUUGGAUACGAUCGUAUUAUUCUCUUUCAAUUUGGACUGGGUGCUAAUGCGCACUACAUUAUACUGGAACUAUAUGCUCAAGGAAACAUAAUGCUUACAGAUUCAGAAUUCAUUGUGAUGACCCUUCUCCGCUCUCACAGGGAUGAUGACAAAGGGUUGGCAAUAAUGUCACGACACCGCUAUCCAAUUGAAGCUUGUCGUGCUUUUGAGAGGACUACUGUCAGAAAAUUGCAAUUGACACUUGAUUCUUUGAUGGCACCAGUUAGCAAUGACUCAAUUGAGGCUAAUGAAGAUGUAGGCAAUGAUUCUAAUAAGUUGAAAGAAAAGCAGGGUGGCCGUAAGAGUGGGAAGCCACCUGAUUCAAAUAAACCCUCUGGUGAUGGUGCUCGUAGCAAGCAAGCUACAUUGAAGACAGUUCUUGGGGAGGUGUUGGGUUAUGGACCUGCACUUUCUGAGCAUAUUAUAUUAGAUGCUGGUCUUGUCCCUAACAUGAAAGUUGGGGCUGAAAAUAAAAUAGACACCGAUAGUAUUGAGAUCUUAGCCCAAGCUGUUGGGAAGUUUGAGGACUGGCUCGAAGAUGUUAUAUCAGGUGACAAAAUUCCUGAAGGGUACAUCUUAAUGCAAAAGGGAGCUUCCAGGAAGAAGGAAAGCCUGCCAUCUGAAGAAGGAACUUUGAACCAGGUCUAUGAUGAGUUCUGCCCCAUUUUGUUAAACCAGUUCAAGUCCAGGGAAUUCAUGAAACUGGAUACAUUUGAUGCAGCACUGGACGAAUUUUACAGUAAAAUUGAAAGUCAAAGGGCAGAACAACAGCAAAAAGCGAAAGAGGGGUCUACCAUGCAAAAACUUAAUAAAAUACGUUUGGAUCAGGAAAAUCGUGUACUCACUCUGAAGAAGGCAGUUGACAAUUGCAUUAGAAUGGCAGAAUUGAUUGAGUACAACCUUGAUGAUGUGGACGCAGCUAUUUUGGCUGUUCGUGUUGCUCUUGCAAAUGGGAUGGACUGGGAAGAUCUUGCUCAAAUGGUGAAGGAAGAGAAGAAGUCUGGAAAUCCUGUAGCUGGGCUCAUUGAUAAGCUCCAUCUUGAAAGAAAUUAUAUGACACUUCUUUUGAGCAACAACCUUGAUGAAAUGGAUGAUGAUGAAAAGACACGUCCUGUAGACAAGGUUGAAGUUGAUUUGGCACUUUCAGCACAUGCUAAUGCUCGGAGAUGGUAUGAGCAGAAGAAAAGACAGGAGAGUAAGCAGGAGAAGACUGUUACAGCACAUGAGAAGGCUUUCAAAGCAGCUGAAAGGAAGACUCGUUUCCAACUUUCUCAGGAGAAAACUGUUGCAGCAAUCUCACAUAUGCGCAAAGUUCACUGGUUUGAGAAAUUUAAUUGGUUCAUCAGCAGUGAAAAUUAUUUGGUCAUCAGUGGACGUGAUGCUCAACAAAAUGAGAUGAUUGUAAAGCGUUACAUGUCCAAAGGAGAUCUGUAUGUCCAUGCAGAUCUCCAUGGAGCUUCCAGUACCGUGAUCAAGAACCACAAGUCAGAACAACCAAUACCUCCUCUCACUUUAAACCAAACGGGAUGUUUCACUGUUUGCCAAAGCCAGGCAUGGGACUCAAAGAUUGUAACAAGUGCUUGGUGGGUGUAUCCCCAUCAGGUCAGUAAAACUGCUCCCACAGGAGAAUAUCUUACAGUUGGGAGUUUCAUGAUUCGUGGGAAAAAGAAUUUCCUUCCUCCACAUCCUCUUAUUAUGGGCUUCGGUAUUCUAUUCCGCUUGGAUGAGAGCUCCUUGGGAUCACAUUUAAAUGAAAGGAGGGUAAGAGGUGAAGAUGAAGGUGGGCAUGAUGUUGAUGAAAGUGGUUCUCUCAUAGAAAAUUCUGAUUCUGGAUCUGAGAAAGAAAUAACUAUUGAAGGACUAAAAGAUAUGAACAAAGAAUUGAACGGCCCUUCAGAUUCAACUGAAGAUAAUUGUGAACCAAGACCGGAUCUCAUAUCUGGAGGUAUUUCUUCUCAAACUGUUUCAGUUCAUUCAGGUCUUGAAGCAGUUGACAUUGCCGAAGUUCCUGUUGAGGACAGAGCUGCUACGCUGAAUGGUAUUGAUGACGAGAAUGUAUCUGAUACUUCCAGAAAACACUUUUCUUCCAUCUCACCCCAACUUGAGGAUCUUAUUGAUAGGGCUCUUGAGCUUGGAUCUGCUAAUGUGUCGGGAAAGCAUUAUGGGCCUGAUGCUUCUCAUGUUGAAUUGGUGGAGGAUAAUCAUUAUGAAGAACAAAAGGCUUCAGUAAGAGAUAAGCCUUAUAUUUCAAAGGCUGAAAGACGGAGGCUUGCGAAAGGCCAGAAAAGUGGCACAGUUGAUUCAACUGUUGAGCGUGAAAGUGAUGAAUGCAAGGAAAAUAAGCAUGCUAGAGAAGAAUCCAAAGAAAAUAAUGUUUCAGGUGUUCAUGCAGAUAAUAAUGCUCAAAACUCAAAGCCAUCUAGUGGAAGGAUCAGCCGUGGCCAGAAGGGUAAGCUUAAGAAGAUUAAGGAGAAGUAUGCGGAACAGGAUGAGGAAGAAAGGAGAAUUCGUAUGGCUUUACUAGCUUCUGCUGGGAAGGCUCUCAAGAAUGAAAAAAGUUCACAAGAUGGAACCACAACUGUUGUGAAAGGAACAAAGUCAAUUGCUGGCCCAGAUGAUGGUUCAAAAAUAUGUUAUAAAUGUAAGAAAGUAGGUCAUCUAUCUCGUGAUUGUCAAGAACAUUUAGAUGAGCCUGGUGAUGUUAAGGCUGUUGUAAGCAAGCGCACAAAAGAUGGUAGACCUGAAGAUAUCCCGGAUGCACUUUUGGGUAGCAACACUAAUGAGAUGGACAGAAUUACUAUUGAGGAAGAUGACAUCAAUGAAAUAGGUGAAGAUGAGAGGGAAAAGUUAAAUGAUGUGGAUUACUUGACUGGGAAUCCGCUAGCUAAUGACAUUCUUUUGUAUGCUGUGCCUGUCUGUGGUCCUUACAAUGCACUACAAACAUACAAGUACCGUGUGAAGAUAACACCUGGUAGCGCAAAAAGAGGAAAAGCGGCAAAAACUGCGAUGAAUUUGUUCAGCCACAUGCCUGAAGCAACAAAUAGGGAGAAAGAACUAAUGAAAGCCUGUACAGACCCUGAGUUGGUUGCUGCCAUUAUUGGCAAUGUAAAGAUCACUGCUGCUGGUCUUUCCCAACUGAAGCAGAAGCAGAAAAAAGGAAAGAAGGGAAGCAAGGGAGGAAGCUAAUAGACGUUACCUGAACAAGGUUUUAUAUUCGUUCUUUUCCUUUGUCCAGCCUCCCCUGUCCACCAAUAGGACAAACCUGUAUACUCCUUUCUAGUCUCCCAUUCACCCCUUUCUUUGAGUUUCGUUUUUGUUUUUCGGAAUUUGGCUACUUCUGUACAAUACUUCAGAGUAUAGUACUUCUUAGUUGAAGGGAAAAUAUAGAAUAUCAAUAUG
Molecule: messenger RNA, 3854 nt
Organism: Telopea speciosissima
Lineage: Eukaryota; Viridiplantae; Streptophyta; Magnoliopsida; Proteales; Proteaceae
Product: nuclear export mediator factor NEMF
Exons: 14
Coding region: 117-3641 (1174 amino acids)
Biological process (GO): rescue of stalled cytosolic ribosome; ribosome-associated ubiquitin-dependent protein catabolic process
Cellular component (GO): RQC complex
Molecular function (GO): ribosomal large subunit binding; tRNA binding; zinc ion binding
Source: RefSeq, a predicted model, not a curated record